AAAUCAACAACUAAAAAAUAACAAUCUUAAAUUAAAAUAAUUUUAGUUAGAGACUUUGAAAUAAUUUUAAAGUUACUUGUAUGGUAAAUAUUUAUACAUGAGACGUACGCCACUACCGGCGCAAGCUAGCAGUUCAACUGACUACUAGCUAAUAACCUAGCUCGGAGGCAGUGUAAUCAUUCGGAUGCUCAAAAUCCACUCUUGCUAGUAGGAAUUUGGCAUCGACGCGCCAGUUGAGAUGCACACAUUUCCUUCGAGUGUAACAAACGCGUCUACUGUCGAGUAGGGAUGCAAUAGACUGCGGAUCAGAUUUUGUUGGCGUUCUGCGUGAGGGACUGAGUUGUUGUUGGCCUGUUCAUUUACCUUUUUACCCUCCAAUGCAAGCCUAUAAACUGGAGCUGUUAAUUAUGUUUUGAAUUUUAUUUUGGGGCAAAUAUUUUAUUUUAUGUUAUAUUAUUUGGUUUUUCCUGUCAUUUAAUAUUAUUUGUAUUUAUAUUUUAAUUUUAUUUGGCUUAUAUUUAUCACAUACUUUAUAUAAAACCAGUUAGAAGUCAAACAUUUAGUUGACUAAUUUCCCAGGUACAUAAAAGUGAUGUUAUUUUGGGGGGAAUGAAAUUUUACUUACUUAGGAGUGGACCCCACAAAAAUUUGCUAGCACACAAAAAACAAAAGGCGAAAACAACAUUCUCUGCGGUUCUAUUCGGUGCUGUUGUUGCGGUUCCCUACAGUUGAUUUAGCGUUUUAUCUAUUUCGAAAAAAUGAAACACGCAGAAACUGUACGAACCGGACUGUAAAUAACUUUAAAAUACUAGUCUCCAGUAAGUCUUCGAUAUGUCUCUCUUCUUCCAGUAUAUAUAUAGAUAUAUAUAUAUAUAUAUACUCCACCACCCUUCUCUGUUAUACGACGCGCAUUUCAUAACCGUCUCUCCGCAAACGAAAUCGCGAGCAGUGAAAAUCGGCGAAAAUGUCGGGAAUAGGGAGAGAAGAACGAGGACGAUCACGUGCCGCCGGCGGAAGGGGACCGCAGCAGCCAACCGGCCGCGGCAAAAAACAACCAUCGCGCGGCGGCGGUCCAGGCCGUGGUCGAGGCCGCGGUAGUAGUGCUACGCCGGAGCACUCAAUUUCAGCUUUUGUGGCUCUGUUCGAGCAGUCUCCGAUGGAGCAGAAGCUCACGUUUCAGGCUUCGUCUUCGACCACUGUUCCGGCGCCUCGCCCACAGGUUACGGCGGUUUUGGCGGUGAAUCCGCCGCAAGGACCGUCGAAGAAGGCGUUGACUAUCCCGGCAAGGCCAGGUUUCGGAUCACUCGGACAGAAGACCAUCGUUAAGGCGAACAAUUUUUUGGUUCCGGUGACUAAACCGCCUGCUCCGACGCCUCAGCCACAGGCUCCGGCGGUGAUUCCGCAGCAAGGACAGUUACCACCGGCUUCCACGAAGGCGGUGAGGCUACCGGCAAGGCCAGGCCUCGGAUCAUUCGGACAGAAGACCAUUGUUAAGGCGAACCAUUUUUUGGUUGCGGUUGCUGAUAGAGAUCUGAACCACUACGAUGUUGCUAUCUCGCCUGAGGUAACCUCGAAGAAGGUAUGCCGGAUGAUAAUGGAUGAGCUUGUCAAAUCCUUUAACGCUUCAAAUUUGGGCAAGAGACAAUUGGCUUACGAUGGAAGGAAGAAUUGCUACACUGCAGGGCCAUUGCCCUUUGUCUCUAAGGAGUUUGCCGUCACGCUUGAUCAAGAUAGUGGAUUCAGGAAGGAACGCGAAUUCAAGGUUUCCAUUAAGUUUGCUUCCAAAGCUGACUUACACUACUUAAAAGAAUUCUUACAAGGCAGACAACUCGAUAAUAAUCCAAAUGAAACUAUCCAGUGUCUUGAUGUGGUGCUUAGGUCGAAACCAUAUAAUAAUAGCUAUGAAGCUGUUGGAAGGUCCUUCUUUCAUUGGGACUUCGGAUCAGGGAAACUCGGUGAUGGCCUGGAUUACUGGAAAGGAUUUUACCAGAGUCUUCGCCCAACUCAGAUGGGGCUGUCACUGAAUAUUGAUAUGUCCGCUAGAGCUUUUAUUGAACCUAUUUAUGUGUCUGAGUUUGUUUUCAAGUACCUCAACCUCAGGGAUCGGAAUAGGCCUUUAUCUGACCAAGAUCGGAUUAAGGUCAAAAGAGCUCUUAAAGGUGUCAAGGUUGAGAGCAUAUAUCUGAAGUACACCAAACGUUUCAAUAUCACAGGCGUGUCGACUGAACCCACUGAAAGCCUGAUGUUUACCAUCGAUGCAUCCGGUGCACAAAUAUCUGUUUCUGAGUUCUUCCGUCAGCAGCACAGUAUCGUGCUUAUGUAUCCACGUCUGCCUGCUAUUCAGUCCGGCAUUGGGAGACCAAUUUAUAUUCCAAUGGAGUUAUGCAAAAUUGUUGAGGGUCAAAGAUACUCUAGGAAAUUGAACGGGAGACAAGUUACUGCCCUGCUCCAAGCCACAUGCGAACGGCCAGCGAAGAGAGAGGGUGUCAUUAGAACGAUGGUGGAAAGAAAUAAUUACAACCAUGACGAACUUGUCAAUAGAGAGUUUAGUAUACAAAUUAGGCCUGAACUUAUGUCCGUAGAGGCACGGGUUUUGCCUCCUCCAAUGCUGAAAUAUCAUGAUUCUGGAAGGGAGAACCGUGUUCAGCCAAAUGAAGGACAAUGGAAUAUGAUGAACAAGAAAAUGAUCAAUGGUGGAAAGGUGGAUUUUUGGACUUGUGUCAAUUUCUCCCGAAGCAAAGAUCAUGUUGUCAAGAGAUUUAUCAAUGAACUGGUUACUAAAUGCCUCAGCAGAGGGAUGGAAUUUAGUCCACAUCCUCUAGUUCCUAUUCGUACAAAGCCUUCUAACCAGAUUGAGAAGUCCCUAAUCGGUAUCCACUCAGACUGUUUGAAAACUAGGAAACAACUUCAGUUGCUUCUUAUUAUAUUGCCCGAUGGCAACGUGACUGAUUCAUACGGUUUAAUCAAGAGAGUGUGCGAAACCGAGUUGGGCUUUGUGUCACAAUGCUGUCAGCCCCAACAUGUUUUAAAAUGCAAUAAUCAUCAGUACUUGGAGAAUGUUUCUCUCAAGAUCAACGUUAAGGUUGGAGGGCGAAAUACGGUGCUGGAGAAGGCACUCUGUAGAACAAUACCUUUCGUUAGUGACAUGCCUACCAUAAUAUUCGGUGCUGAUGUCACUCAUCCUCAACCAGGGGACGAAUCCAGUCCUUCUAUAGCUGCGGUGGUGGCCUCAAUGGAUUGGCCAGAAGUCUCUAAGUACAGAGGCUUGGUUUCUGCACAGGGCCAUAGGGACGAGAUUAUCCAGGAUCUCUACAUUAAUAAGGACUCAGGAAUGAUUCGCGAACACUUGGUUGCAUUCUACCAGAACACUAAGUUGAAGCCUAGCAGGCUCAUCUUUUACAGGGAUGGUGUGAGCGAAGGGCAGUUUAAUCAAGUUCUUCUGUAUGAAGUUGAUGCAAUUAGGAAGGCAUGUAAUGAACUUCAGACAGACUAUCAGCCAAGAAUAACUUUUGUUGUCGUUCAAAAGAAGCAUCACACUCGUCUCUUUCCUGCUGACCAUACAAGUCCUAAUACUACAGACAAGAGUGAUAACAUUUUGCCAGGCACUGUGGUGGAUACCAAGAUUUGCCACCCCAACCAAUUGAGUUUCUAUCUUUGCAGCCAUGCUGGGAUCCAGGGAACGAGCCAUCCAGCACAUUACCAUGUGUUGUUCGAUGAAAAUAAAUUCAGUGCAGAUAGUAUGCAAAUGCUUACCUACAGCUUGUGUUACACAUAUGCUAGGUGCACUCGAUCAGUAUCCAUAGUACCACCAGCUUACUAUGCACAUCUUGCUGCAUUUCGAGCACGGUAUUACAUCGAAGCUGGGGGAGAUCUCUCUGACAGUGGAUCCGCUGCAGCGGGCCCCGAUGGAGUUAUGAGGGAAAGGGUCAGAGAGGUUCGGGCUCUGCCUGCAAUUAUGGACAAUGUUAAGGAUGUCAUGUUCUACUGCUGAUUUUAGAUGACUUAGAAAACACAAUCUUUUCGAACUAUAUAUAGAUAUCCGUCACCUUAGGCUUUUGUUACAUACGUACGUUGUAAAUAAUUCUGUGCAGUUUGGUUAUGAUUCGCU
Messenger RNA from Erythranthe guttata (spotted monkey flower), 4108 nucleotides. Its product is annotated as protein argonaute 5. The record is from RefSeq and is a predicted model, not a curated record. Lineage: Eukaryota; Viridiplantae; Streptophyta; Magnoliopsida; Lamiales; Phrymaceae. Gene Ontology annotation, molecular function: RNA binding; protein binding.